GACAUGCCCCUUGGGGUGACCCACUUUUGUGGGAAAGGGAGGACCUAACGGACCACCACACACGCGCGCGCGCCGUCCGACCGAUCGGUUGGUUGGUUACUUGGUUGGUUCACUUGAGACUAUAUAUAUAUUUUUUGGAGAAAUUCCGAACGAAAUUAAUUAUCUAAUAAUUAAUUAUUAAUCGGUUAUUCUGAGGAAUAUUCUAAGGAUUUAUCUUAACCGACGGUUUUAAUUAAGGAAGUAAUUAGCUCCUAUAAAUAGCUGCCUCCCCAGCUCCUCUAAACACAUCACAACGAGCAUAAACACAAUAGAGAGAGUGUUUAGAGAGCUCCAGUUUUCGCACAAAACCGCGAGUAUUGAGAGGAACUGUUUUAUCCUGGAGACGACUGGUUGAUAGUCUAUCGUGCGCAUCGAAGGCAGUGUCGCAAACGUCUUAAAGAGAGCGACCUAGUCCGCGACUCAGCUCCAGAUUCGGUAGCCUCGUUCUUGUUGUUGUUUCGUUCCUAACAAUCAAUAACUACAAUUAUUAUUAUACUACUCCUACAACCAGGGGUGAUAAAACGGUUAUGUUGUUAAUCUUUAAAUCGCUAACUGCAUCGUUAACCGAUAAUUAAUUGUUAAGUCGUUAACCGCUAAGGAGAAUGCGAGUCGUCUAACAAAAAUUUGAAAUUCCUUAUCGGUUACUAAGUCAUUAAAUGAUUAAAGAACCGACAAGAAUUGUUAACCACUCAAACCCCCCCCCCCCCCCCCCCCCCCCCCCGCCCGGCCACUAUGCACUCGUUGACUCCAAUCUCCUCGUUUUCUCGGCUUAGAAAAAAAGAACGAAAGACAGUCUGCAAACCACGAAUCGCUUGUCGCUGCCCUCAGCCCUCCUCUUAUGUUUUACUCAGAUGGAUAAGAGUGGAGAAGAGGUGACGGCCAGGGUUCAACUUUUUUUUCAUACAUUCUCUAAAAAAGACAAUUAUGCCACGUGCCUUUUGCCAAAUUCACAAACCUACGACCAAUCUCUUUUUCAAAACGGUAGGAGUUUAACCGUUAACUACAUCGACAAUUAACGAUUAAUCGAUGACUCUUGAUAGAUCGACUAACAAUAAUUAUUUUCUGGUUGAUGAAUAACACUAUUAGCCUCAUUUUUAAUUAACCGUUAACCGCUAACUGACCCGACUAUCACCCCAUUUCUGAAAAAUCGAAAUAUGCUCAUAGUCACCAAGCCAACCCAUCUUCUGAGUGCCCAUUUCCCUCGUGGAAGCCACUUCGGCCCACACAACCAAUUUCAUCCGCAGCCUUAAUUGGACAGCUCUCACCUCUCACCCCAAACUAAUAGCAGUCGGUCACCAUAACCGGACGCUUCACAUGCCCAUUCCACUCUCCGUCUCUGUUCCUCCUUUCAAAGAAAUACAGUUUUCUCAUCAUCAGCGGGAAGCAGGGGAUCAGGGGAGAUCUUAAUCCUCAUUAGUUUAGGAAAAACCCCACCGCUUAAUCCCUCUCUUAAAUAGCUCUGUCUCCAACCCGCGCGGUUUAAACAGAGUCACAACACCACUGUUCCCUCCCCAUUUCACCCGCCGCCCUCUCCGUUCCCCUGUUCCUUCCCUCUCUCUCUCUCUCUCUCUCUCUCUCUCUCAGACCUUCUUCGGUUCUUCCCACAUAUAAGUACCCAAAAACAGCAAUCCCUCAGAGAGGAAAGCAACAAAUUUCUCCUCCGAAAGAAACAACUUCCGAAAACCAUGUCCGACCCCUCUUCUUCUUCUUCCACGCCCUCCUCCUCCAUCCGUCUGCACUCGAAGCUCCGGUUCUUCGCCCUCGUCCGCCGCUUCUUGCGAUCCAAGGCUUCCCAAAAUGGGAAAUCCAGACCUUUUGAUCAUAAAUCGGCCGUGAAGAGUACGGACUUAGGAGCUGAUCCGGGGAAAGGGUCGACGGAAGUGGGGGGAUUUGAAGCAAUUGAUGAUUGCUUGGAUUUGCAGAGGUCGGUGAAGAAGCUUCACUUCGGGAGCUGGGAAGAGAAGGAAGCCGCUGCGGUGGAUAUUGGGAGGUUGGCUAGUAAGGAGGAUGUCAAGACGAGGAAAUCGAUCGCCGAGCUUGGAGUUAUUCCGGUGCUGGUAGAGAUGCUGGGUUCCGGAGCUGUUUCCCGCCGGCGAGCGGCGGUGACGGCUUUGAUCGAGCUGGCCAACGGCACUUACACGAACAAGGCUCUAAUGCUAGAAGCAGGGAUCCUGUCAAAAUUCCCCGCACCGGAACAGCAAGAAUCAACCCUUCUUCUCAACGAAUUCGCCGAACUAAUCCUUUCACUAUCUUCCUUACCAAAUCCCCAGUUCCAAUUUUCCCUAACAAGAAUCCUCCCGUUCAUCACGAAAACCCUAGAAUCACCAACUUCCACCGCCGCCGCCGCCGCUGCCAAGCAAUCCUGCUUAUCAGCUCUGUUCAACCUCUCCGCUGCUCUUGAAACGGCGUCGCUCCUAGCCUCAAACGGCGCCGUUUCCGCCCUCCUCGCGCUAAUUUCGACAAAGCCCUUCGCCGAGAAGGCGCUGGCGACGCUGGGGCAAAUGGUGGUGACGGCGAGCGGGAAGAGGGCGAUGGAGGACAGCUCAGCGGUGCCGGAAGGGCUAAUCGAGGUGCUGACGUGGGACGACAGGCCCAAGUGUCAGGAGCUAUCGGCCUACGUGCUGAUGAUCCUGGCGUACCAGAGCUCGGCCCAAAGGGAUAAAAUGGCCCAGUGCGGGAUCGUGGCGGCCCUUCUCGAGCUGGCCCUUUUGGGGACCCCGCUGGCCCAGAAGCGGGCCUUGAAGCUUCUGCAGUGGUUUAAGGACGAGAGGGAGGCGAAGAUGGGCCCGCAUUCUGGGCCGCAGAUGGGGAGGAGGCUGGCGAUUGGGUCGCCGAUUAACCCGAGGGAGGCCCAGGAAGGGAGGAGGCUGAUCAAGGAUUUGGUGCAGCAGAGUUUGAACAAGAAUAUGGAGAUGAUUACGAGGAGAGCGAAUAACGUUGGGGGUGGUUCUUCGAAGCUCAAGAACUUGGUUGUUAGCACGAGUUCUAAGAGCUUGCCUUACUGAGCGGAAACGACGCCGUUCCAUUUGUAAAGUAAUCAGGAGAAGAAGAGAAGACACUUCUCUUUUUUUCUUUUCUGUGGUAGUGCAUUGGAUGCUACAUUUGGCUUUUGUAGCUAGAGUUGGAUUUUGAAUUGUUUCAGGCUCCCCAUGCAGAGAGGAGGAAACUUUCCGGGAAAAAGAAAAAAAAAAAGGGGCAAAGAAUCAAUGGUGUAAAUGGAUUACUAUUUAUUGUUUUUCGUUUCGAGUAUUUAAUAAUUUUAUUCUCGCAAUAUAGAGAGCUACGAGUCGUAAUGAAAAAGUUUUGUUUGGAAACUGAAAUUUGGAGUUGUUUCAUUUUCAUUCAUCCCUUGGCAUUGUAUUUGGAGAAAGAAGGCUUAAAGUAAGAGCAAAUAUGUUGCAAAAUGAAAAAGAUAAGAUUUG
Messenger RNA from Linum trigynum, 3461 nucleotides. NCBI's taxonomy places the organism in Eukaryota, Viridiplantae, Streptophyta, Magnoliopsida, Malpighiales, Linaceae. The record is from the annotation of a GenBank genome assembly.